Molecule: messenger RNA, 327 nt
Organism: Penicillium digitatum Pd1
Lineage: Eukaryota; Fungi; Ascomycota; Eurotiomycetes; Eurotiales; Aspergillaceae
Source: RefSeq, a predicted model, not a curated record
AUGCAACUUUGUUCGCUGCUGUCUUGGCGCUGUUGGGGCCGCUGUUAUCAGCCAGAUGCUGAGUGGCAUGGGGUGGGGUUGGUGCUUUGUUUUUUGGGGUUAGUCAUGGCUGCAGGAUUGGGGUUGCUCUGGGUUGAGAACGUGUACGGGAUGGGCUGGAGAGAGAAGAGGUUGCUGAAGAUCGAACGGAAGAAGGUGGAGAAGGAGGCGAGAGCCGCGGAGAUUCAGGUUGAGAGAAAUUCCGAUGAGAGAGAACAGAAAGAUACCCAUGUUGCUGGUGCUAAAGCCGGUGUCACUGAAAGAACUGACACUUUCUUAAAUCAGUGA